AUGAGAGAGAAUUACUACAACAAGAAGAAUCUGAAGUAUCUUGAGAUGCUAAGGUCGGGGAAGCCAAAGAAAAACUCAAGGGGGGUGAUAAUCAAAGAUGCGCCUUUCCAGAGUUCGAAAGCUGAUGUUGGAAGGAUUGAGCCGAGUAGGAAGUGGUUUACCGGGACCAAAACCAUAUCUCCCACAGAACUGGAUGCGUUUAGGUCGGAGGUAAAGAUAGAGAGUCCAUACAGUGUGCUUCUUAGAACAGGGAAGGUCCCCUACUCUUUGCUAGAGGAUGGGAUAAGGAAGAAGAAGGCCACAGACUUUGGAGAGGUUUUCGGGAAAAAAUCUGUAAGGAAGAGACCCAAUCUUCAAUACAGUAGUCUUGAGGAGCUGUCCCAGCAGGUCAAGGAGGUGAAAGAAAGAAAGAAGGAGGUGAAGAAAGAUCAUGUAAAGGGACAAAGCCAUAGGAUAUGGCUUGAAUUAUAUAAGGUUCUGGAUAGCAGCGAUGUCAUCAUUCACGUUCUUGAUGCAAGGGAUCCGCUUGGAACUGUGUGCGAUAAGAUAGCAAACUACAUUAAAGAGGAGGCCCCUCAUAAGCACCUCAUGUAUGUCCUGAACAAAGUGGAUCUUAUUCCCACAGGGGUUACGGCGAAAUGGUUAAGGCACUUCUCGAGGUCGCAUCCCACAAUAGCAUAUCACUCGAACUCUAUAACGAAGAACUAUGGAAAGGCAAAUCUAAUAGGACUGUUAAAGCAGCUUAGCAAACUAUAUAAGAAGAGGCACUUGAGCGUUGGAUUUGUGGGGUAUCCAAACACUGGAAAGAGCAGCAUAAUAAACACCUUAAGGAACAAGGAAGUAUGCAAGGUUGCGCCCGUGCCGGGAGAGACCAAGGUGUGGCAAUAUAUAGCACUCACAAGAGGGAUAUACCUUAUAGAUUGCCCUGGGAUUGUUCCUAUUUCGGACUACGACCAAGCAGUUCUUAGAGGUGCUGUCAGAAUUGAAAACAUCGAGAAUCCUGAGGAUUACAUCGACAUGAUAGUUGAGAAGGCCAGGGACUCAAUAGCAAAGACAUAUAGAGUUCAGUUUGUUGACUCUGCAGACUUACUCGAAAGGCUUGCAGUCAAGUUCGGCAAGCUGCAAAAGGGAGGGGAGCCCAAUGUUAAUGCGGUUUCGAAAAUGAUUCUUCAUGACUGGGUCAGAGGAAAGAUCCCCUACUUCGUGCCUCCCACAGAAGAGGUUGGAGAUAACGAAGAAUAG
This is a messenger RNA of Encephalitozoon hellem ATCC 50504, 1242 nucleotides long. Its product is annotated as autoantigen NGP-1. The transcript has a single exon. NCBI's taxonomy places the organism in Eukaryota, Fungi, Microsporidia, Unikaryonidae. Gene Ontology annotation, molecular function: GTP binding. Bases 1 to 1242 code for a protein of 413 amino acids. Gene Ontology annotation, cellular component: nucleolus. The record is from RefSeq and is a predicted model, not a curated record.